AUGGCUGAGGAGAGGAAGAGCAAGCGGAGGGUCCGAACCACCUUCACCACAGAGCAGCUGCAUGAGCUGGAGAAGCUCUUCCGCUUCACCCACUACCCAGACAUCCACGCCCGCAACCAGCUGGCAGCCAGGAUCAACCUCCCAGAAGCUCGGGUGCAGAUCUGGUUCCAGAAUCAGCGAGCCAAAUGGCGGAAGCAGGAGAAAAUGGGCAACCUUGAGGUCCCGCAGCAGCCAAGUGAGGCGGACGUGGCCCCAGCCACACAGCUGGAUGUGGCCGGCCCCCUGCUGCCGCCCCCUGCGCUGUCCAGGCUGGUGCCUCCCCCGGGGUGUUAUCCACCGGAUCAAGGUCAGCUGGCCUCUGCCUGGUUUCCUGCUGGAAUCACUCUCCUCCCACACCACCCAUGGGAGACACCACCUCUCCCGGGCCCUGUCAUCCUGCAGACCUGCGUCCCCGCCCUCUGCUUCCUUCCACCUCCACACCCCAGAUGGGGCAGCAUCUGCGCCACCUCCACAUAGGGA
This is a messenger RNA of Myotis brandtii (Brandt's bat), 519 nucleotides long. RefSeq names its product intestine-specific homeobox (gene ISX). Gene Ontology annotation, molecular function: RNA polymerase II transcription regulatory region sequence-specific DNA binding; DNA-binding transcription factor activity, RNA polymerase II-specific. The record is from RefSeq and is a predicted model, not a curated record. Bases 1 to 516 code for a protein of 171 amino acids. The transcript has 4 exons. Gene Ontology annotation, biological process: regulation of transcription by RNA polymerase II. Lineage: Eukaryota; Metazoa; Chordata; Mammalia; Chiroptera; Vespertilionidae.